Messenger RNA from Echinostoma caproni, 192 nucleotides. NCBI's taxonomy places the organism in Eukaryota, Metazoa, Platyhelminthes, Trematoda, Plagiorchiida, Echinostomatidae. The record is from the annotation of a GenBank genome assembly.
ACACUAUAUGGUCAGCAAUCUUGUCGUCAACCGUCUCGCGGACGAGUAAAUCAAGCCCUGGUCAUACGAGAUCCAGCCGAACGAUACAAAAAUAUGAUCCCCAGUCAAGAAGUUUAUCGCACUCAAUCCAUCGGUGAAGUUCCCUAUGCCGAAUUCGCACAUGGUCUGCGAAUGUCCACAACUGCACACUAG